Ipomoea triloba (trilobed morning glory) is the source of this 2435-nucleotide messenger RNA. RefSeq names its product protein tesmin/TSO1-like CXC 5. Gene Ontology annotation, cellular component: nucleus. The record is from RefSeq and is a predicted model, not a curated record. Gene Ontology annotation, biological process: regulation of DNA-templated transcription. Lineage: Eukaryota; Viridiplantae; Streptophyta; Magnoliopsida; Solanales; Convolvulaceae. The coding region runs from base 326 to 2197 and encodes 623 amino acids. The transcript is spliced from 8 exons.
CUCAAAAUCCCAUCCUUCCUUUCUCUCUCCGCCUAUACAUAUAUACACACACAUAUAAAUAUUUACGGACAUUUUGUGUGUAUACGGCUGUGCUAAAAUAAAGUUAAGAUUUUGGAGCGAACAUACGGUUGGUUUUAUUGCUUUGAAUCUGAGCUGUGCAAUGAUGGAAAUUUUUGAAAUCGAAUUUGGAUUUUGUUGAAAUUUGGAUUUGUUGUAGUUGGAGAAAAUUAUCGGUUCUUCGAGUUGAGAAUCUGGGGAAUUUGAGUUGAAUUUUUAUUUUUAUUUUUUAAAUUUAUUUUGGUGGCGGAUUGUUUUGUGAUUUUGAAUGGAGAAAAGUGAGGGAGGGGAUUUCCCUCCGAAACAGGCUCAAGUGGAGGUGGCUUCGACGGCUGCUGCGGCGGCGGCGCCGCCACCUGUGGAAGCGGAUUUUCCGACGAAGAAGCUGGCGAGGCAGCUGGAUUUCACGGGGUUUAGUGGCGGCGAUGGCGGGGGAGAUGGGAAUGCAUCGGCGGCCGUUUCGCCGGAGAAUUCUCAGCGGAUUGUACCCCAUGCGGUGAAGACAACCCAGCCGCACCUCACUGUGAAGGAAGGCCAGCCUCCUCGAUCACAAUUGCCGCCACAACCACAAUUACAGCCACACUCACAGUCGCAGCAACAUUUACUACUGAUGCCGAUGCAGCAGCCUUCAGCGCAAUCUCCUCAUCCUUCAAUACGACCUCUGAAACCAGAAUCACCAAGAGUUCGGCCUAGGCAAAGUGCUAGUGAAAUAAAAGAUGGUACUCCAAAGAAGCAAAAGCAGUGUAACUGCAAACACUCUCGAUGUUUGAAGUUAUAUUGCGAAUGCUUUGCAUCUGGUAUCUAUUGUGAUGGGUGCAACUGUGUAAACUGUCACAAUAAUGUUGAAAAUGAAGCUGCCAGGCGAGAAGCUGUUGAAGCAACUUUGGAGCGUAAUCCAAAUGCAUUUAGGCCUAAAAUUGCUAGCAGUCCCCAUGGAGUUCGGGACAGUAAGGAGGAAACUGGGGACGGUAUAAUCUUGGGAAAACAUAAUAAAGGAUGUCAUUGCAAGAAAUCUGGAUGCCUUAAAAAGUAUUGUGAAUGUUUCCAAGCCAACAUUCUUUGUUCAGAAAAUUGUAAAUGUAUGGACUGCAAAAAUUUUGAAGGAAGUGAAGAGAGGCAGGCACUCUUCCGUGGAGAUAAUGCCAACAACAUUGCAUAUCUUCAGCAGGCAGCAAAUGCUGCAAUAACUGGUGCCAUUGGAUCCUCUGGUUAUGGAUCUCCUCCAGUAGCCAAGAAAAGAAAGGGCCAGGAGUUAUAUUUUGGGCCAACAUUGAAAAUCCCUGUUCAUGCACUUGGGCAGUUCCCACAGAGCAACCAUAUUAAAGCUUCUGUUCAACCUGCUUCGAUGCCUUCAAUUCCCAGUUCUCAUGCUGGUAAUGCAGCAGCAUUGGGCCCUUCAAAGUUCACUUACAGGUCUCUAUUGGCAGACAUCGUCCAACCACAGGAUGUGAUGGGAGUUUGUUCAUUCUUGGUCUCAUGUUCAAGAGAAGCUGCUAAGAUGCUUGCAGAUGAAAACGAUGCUAGAGUGAAGGAAGCAGAAGAGCAUAGAGAAACAUCAGCUACCUCAUCUCAAGAGAGGUUAGGGGAUUUGAAAGAUUCUCUUGGAAAGGCUUUACCUGAUUAUAGCUCCAGUGAGAACUGUGUUGAAAAAGCAAGUUCAGAUGAGCCCGACGUAGAUGGCACUCAUAUGUCAGAAGGAGGGCCAGUGUCUCCAGGAACACUGGCACUGAUGUGUGAUGAACAGGAAACUGUGUUUGCUGCUGCCUCCCCCGAUGAAAUAAACCUUGGCAGUAAUAUGUCUUCCCAGUUGCGACGUGGGCGAAGCAUGACAGAAGCGUAUGCAAAGCAAGAGAGCAUUGUUUUGACAAAAUUUCGUGAUUGCCUUAACAAGCUUAUUACAUUAGGAGAAAUAAAAGAAUCACGAUGUUCUUCAAUGGCACGGGCUUCAGAGUCAGAUUACCGGAAAGGCAUAAUCAACAACACAUCUACAGUCACUGAAACGCAAAACCAAAAGGAACCCUACAGCAAUGGUAAGUCUGUCGUUCCAUCGCCAUCAAGAACAUCUCAAGUGGUUACUUCCGCAAAUGCUGGUAGUGAUAAUAGUACUAGACCAAAAGGUCCAUCCCCUGGAGAACACUGAUGAGAAACUGCAUAAUGUGAAAAUAUAACAAUAGAGAUAACUAUAGGUUGAGAUUUCCCCAAUAAUGCUGCUGAUGCAUUUUUGUACUUUAGGCCAUUGCUCUUCCUUGUGCCUUUUUUUUGGAUGCAGCAGUGAGAUUAUUUUAGGAUUCAAUUUAGUAGUGGGAACUAACCACUUAUAGAGGAUUCUUAGUUUCUUACAGUCUUCAUUGGUUAUAAUAUGAUCGAAAGUUUUCCAA